Molecule: messenger RNA, 966 nt
Organism: Lactuca sativa (garden lettuce)
Lineage: Eukaryota; Viridiplantae; Streptophyta; Magnoliopsida; Asterales; Asteraceae
Product: Ribosomal protein L13 family protein
Biological process (GO): translation; negative regulation of translation
Cellular component (GO): ribosome; mitochondrial large ribosomal subunit
Molecular function (GO): mRNA binding; structural constituent of ribosome
Source: RefSeq, a predicted model, not a curated record
GACCUUUUCCCAUAUACGAUCGGCUCUCUCCCCUGAAUACCCAAAUCGACAGAGCCUUCCAUACGUCACUCGAAAGUCGAAAUCCCUAGGGUUUUAGCUGGUUUUAUGUUCCAUUCCUUAAUCAUACACUUCUCUGAUUCUUCUUGAUUCGGGUUUUAGGUCAACCAGAUUUUGUUUUAUAAAAUGUCGGUGGCACCUCAGGCUUUCAGUGGCAACCUCAAGAAAGCAGUUGCUGGUAUAAGACGCAUCAAUUUGGAAGGAUUGAGAUGGAGAGUGUUUGAUGCGAAGGGCCAGGUUUUAGGGCGAUUAGCAUCACAAAUAUCAACAGUGGUUCAAGGAAAAGACAAGCCUACAUAUGCACCUAAUCGUGAUGAUGGGGACAUCUGUGUUAUCCUUAAUGCUAAACACAUCGCUGUCACUGGGAGAAAACUUACUGACAAAUUUUACCGAUGGCACACUGGGUAUAUUGGGCACCUGAAAGAAAGGAGUUUAAAGGACCAGAUGGCCAAGGAUCCUACAGAAGUCAUCCGCAAAGCUGUCCUUCGCAUGCUCCCAAGAAAUAAACUUCGCGAUGACAGAGAUCUUAAGCUGAGAAUAUUCCCGGACAGCGAGCACCCAUUUGGGGACAAGCCGCUUCAACCGUAUGUGAUGCCACCUAGACAAGUCCGUGAGAUGCGUCCACGUGCAAGGCGGGCCCUCAUUAGAGCACAAAAAAAGGCAGACCAACAACAACAAGGUGCUAACAAAAUCAGCAAAGGUAAAAAGAGAGAUGAAACACACAACUCACAGCUCACUGCUUCUGCUUGAUUCAUUACAAGACACCAGACCACUUCUUUUUUUCAUUAGCUUCUUCUGUUUUCUGUUUUUGUUUGUAUUCAAUAAAUGAACUUUGAAACCAUCACAAUUUUUUUCUUCAUAUUAUGCCAACAAUUUUAAAUCUUAUGGGUAUAUCAAUAUUAAUGGCUA